Theileria equi strain WA is the source of this 1482-nucleotide messenger RNA. RefSeq names its product vacuolar ATP synthase catalytic subunit B, putative. The record is from RefSeq and is a predicted model, not a curated record. Gene Ontology annotation, biological process: ATP metabolic process; proton transmembrane transport. Gene Ontology annotation, cellular component: proton-transporting V-type ATPase, V1 domain. The coding region runs from base 1 to 1482 and encodes 493 amino acids. Gene Ontology annotation, molecular function: proton-transporting ATPase activity, rotational mechanism; ATP binding. The transcript has a single exon. Lineage: Eukaryota; Apicomplexa; Aconoidasida; Piroplasmida; Theileriidae.
AUGGAGGAAAAAACUCUAACACGUAAAGAGGCCUACAAAGAGCUCUCUAGGGCCUCUGUAACCAACUUUAACACGGAGCCGAAUUUACGCUACAGGACAAUUUCAGGUGUGAAAGGGCCACUAGUAAUUCUAGAAAAUGUACGAUGUCCGCGCUACGCAGAGAUGGUUAAUAUAAAUUUGGGCGAUGGAACAACUCGUAGAGGCCAGAUUCUGGAAGUUCGUGGUGACGUGGCUGUAGUUCAAGUUUUUGAGGGAACAUCUGGAAUCGAUAACACAACCUGUACUGUGGACAUGACAGGAGAGGUGUUGAAGAUGGCAGUUAGUGACGAUAUGCUCGGCAGAGUAUUCAAUGGAAGUGGAAUACCACUGGAUAAUGGACCUAGAAUUCUUGCGGAUGACUAUGUAGAUGUUAAUGGAUUUCCCAUAAAUCCAAUCUGUAGAGUGCAUCCAAGGGAAAUGUUAGAAACCGGAAUAUCAACCAUAGAUAUCAUGAACUCUAUCGUUCUGGGACAGAAGAUCCCUCUGUUUUCUGCUGCUGGUUUACCACAUAACGAAAUUGGAGCCCAGAUUUGCAGACAGGCCAGACUUGUUGACGGUAAAGAUGUGCUAGAUAGGCAUCCAGACAAUUUUGCAGUUGUUUUUGCUGCCAUGGGUGUAAAUUUGGAAACUGCAAGCUUUUUUAGACAGGACUUUGAGCAGAAUGGUGCUAUGUCUCGUGUUGUACUAUUUCUUAAUCUUGCGAAUGAUCCCGCUGUGGAACGUAUUAUCACACCUAGGUUUGCAUAUACCGCAGCUGAGUACCUUGCGUUUGAUCGUGAGAUGGAUGUUUUUGUAAUUUUGACUGAUAUGUCUUCAUAUGCAGAUGCUCUGAGAGAAGUGUCUGCGGCAAGAGAAGAGGUCCCAGGUAGAAGGGGUUAUCCAGGUUAUAUGUACACAGAUUUAGCAAAUCUUUACGAGCGUGCCGGAAGAAUUACAGGAUGCAACGGAAGCAUUACACAAUUCCCCAUCCUAACUAUGCCGAACGAUGAUAUUACGCAUCCUAUCCCAGAUCUCACAGGAUACAUCACUGAGGGACAAAUUUUUGUUGAUAGAAGUUUGCACAAUAGAGGCAUUUAUCCACCAAUCAACGUUCUUCCGUCACUUUCUCGUCUUAUGAAAUCUGGAAUUGGUGCAGAACUUACCAGGGAAGAUCAUCCGUCAGUGUCGGAUCAACUUUAUGCUGAUUAUGCUAUCGGGCAGGAUACUAGAGCCAUGAAGGCAGUUAUCGGUGAAGAAGCACUUUCUUCUGAAGAUCUUUUGUAUUUGGAAUUCACUGACAAGUUUGAGUCAAAGUUUAUGAGACAAGGGCAAUACGAGAGAAGAUCUAUACAUCAAUCGCUCGAUAUUUGUUGGGAAUUGUUGCGUACAUUCCCGGAGGAUAUGCUCAAGAAGAUCAAGAAGGAAAUCAUUAAAAAGUACUAUCCGAGAUCACACACCGAGUAG